Messenger RNA from Lycium barbarum (goji berry), 1116 nucleotides. RefSeq names its product tetraspanin-2. The record is from RefSeq and is a predicted model, not a curated record. Gene Ontology annotation, biological process: auxin-activated signaling pathway. Gene Ontology annotation, cellular component: plasmodesma; plasma membrane. Lineage: Eukaryota; Viridiplantae; Streptophyta; Magnoliopsida; Solanales; Solanaceae. Bases 136 to 945 code for a protein of 269 amino acids. The transcript is spliced from 2 exons.
CCACCUCGCUUUCCCUUCACAACUGUCAUCAGUUCACACAACACUUUCCCCUCUUUAAUUUCCAAAUCCUUUAAAGUCUCCACAGUUCAAAAACAAGAACCGAAAACACAUUCUUUUUCCCUUAUCCAAUUAACCAUGUCUCUAAGCAACAACAUAACAGCAUUCUUAAACUUCGUAGCAUUCAUGUGUUCCAUUCCCAUAAUAGCCGCAGGCACCUGGCUAGCCUCAAAGCCCGACAACGAAUGCAUCCACUGGCUACGUUGGCCCGUUGUCUUCAUGGGGCUUGCCGUCAUGUUGGUAUCUUUAGCCGGAUUUAUCGGUGCUUACUGGAAAAAAGAAGGGCUCCUAGGUGUCUAUUUAGUGUGUAUGGCUAUUCUUAUUGUCCUCCUUCUUGUUCUGCUUGUUCUUGCGUUUGUUGUCACGCGCCCUACCGGCGCGUAUUCUGUGCCUGGAAAGGGUUUUAGAGAGUAUAGGCUUGGGGGUUUUUCGUCGUGGUUGAGGAAUCAUAUUACGGAUGAUGAUAGUUGGGGGAAGAUAAGGGCUUGUUUGGCUGAUUCUGAUAUUUGUCCUAAGCUUAAUAGUCAGUUUAUUACUGCUGAUCAGUUCUUUGCUGCUCAUCUCUCUCCUAUCAAGUCAGGAUGUUGUAAACCUCCAACAGUUUGUGGAUUCCAGUAUAUGAACCCAACGGUGUGGGGUAACCCAACAAACGCUAUAGCAGAUCCAGAUUGCUCCAUCUGGAAUAAUGACCCAAACCAACUGUGCUACAACUGUGACGCGUGCAAAGCUGGUUUGUUGGGAAAUCUCAGAAAAGAAUGGAGGAAAGCAAAUCUCAUUCUCAUCUUAACUGUGGUGGUUCUUAUUUGGGUAUAUGUCAUUGCUUGCAGUGCUUACAGAAAUGCCCAAACUGAACAACUUUUCCAACGUUACAAACAGGGUUGGACUUGAUUUUAUUUCCCCUUUUUUCGGCUUUUCAGUUCUCAAAACUAUUUAAAUGGUGGUUUGUAGUUAUGCAGCUUGGUUUUUGCAUUUAGGUGCUAGUUUCUGUAUUUCCAUCUGCACAUAUUCUUUGUACCACUUUAUCUCAAUUAAGUGCUUUUGUGGACCACUGGAACUAAA